UCUUUCCCCUUUCUGAUUGUCUAGCAGAGACACAACUGAGCUCCACACACAUCACCUCCUGUCGUUGGCGGGGAGCAGGGGACAUCAGGAGCCAUCUGAGGCAUGACCAGUGACUAUGAGGAGGCCUCCAAGAGGCCAGCGAGAGCAGCUAUUGCUUCCUCCUUUCCCUUCGCUGGGUUCUGGGACUAAAAUUAACCGCCAUUUCCAGCGCCCUCUGAGGGAAAAGUGUUAAAUGUGCUAGGUCCUUGGGUAAAUUUUGGAAAUGAGGAGAUUGAAAAAUCAUGCUCACAAAAAGACAAACUUUGCAGGACAAAGUGUGAUUUCGAAUUAGAAAUCAGGCAGUGAGCAGAUCCCAGCCUUGGGGAUAGCGGGGAGCGAAGUCAACCAUGAACAUAAAGAAGCAAAGAUUUCUCUUUACAUUUCUGAAGAGAAAUUAGGGAGAGAGGGAGAAGCAGAAAUACACAAAAUUUAGUGCCCUUGAGUUGUCUUUUCUUUGGACCAUAUGGAGCUCACGUCCUGCAUUGUUCUGAGGUGUGUUGCUCUUUAUCACACCCCCCACACACACACCCCAUCCCAUGGCACAAAUCACCAUCAAUCAACCCUUCUUCCGGGGGACUAAUCCAAGCCUCUUCUCCCUCCAACUCAUUGCUGGACGAGCUGAGCUCAUGGAUGGACCCCAAUAGCUAAAGCAAUGCAGACAUGUGUGUUCUGAACACAGUUCUUGGAUUUCCCAGGAUUGGGGGAGGAGAGAGUGACCUGAGGUUGGAAACACGAAAAGGACAGGUAUAGUCUGUUUCUUUAGAAUCCCACUGGCCCCAAGCUCCCUCGCUCAUGCAAGGCAGGCAGGGAGGGCGAAGGAAGGCAGCUGGACACUCUGUGCAGGCCCCGUGGUGCCCACCUGCUCCCCGCUUAUCCACAAGGCACGGAUCUGCCCGCCGCCUGAUUUCUAAUUUGAAAUCACACUUUGCCCUGCAAAGUUUACCUUUUUGUGUGUUUUAGGUUAAACCAACAACCCACAAAUACGUAAAUAAAUAAACUGGUCAUUUGUAGCCAUUGUGGAAUACUCAUGGCCUUGCAGCUGCAGGCGACAGGAGCUGGAGGCAGCUUGAGAAGGCGGUGUGGGAAAUGAGCCAGCAGCUCCCAAGGCCCACCCCUCUGGAGAAGGACGCGGUGCUCUAAUAGGCCUGGAAGGGGUUCUGCAGCUGCCCUGGGCUCCAGGCCAAGGGUCACAGCAAAACCAGCAGCCCCCAGAGGCUGGCCUGUGACAGCAGUGGUUCAGCCCCAGCUCCCGCGGCGCCUGCAUGGUUACUGGGCCAUGGGCGCGCAGGUUCAUCGGUGCUGGCCCACCUUGGCCUCCCCGUGCAGCCCCAGCCUGCCUGGAUCUGGUGGAGUGGACACGCUGGGACCGGCCGCGGUGACACUGGGAACAGUCGGACGGUGCCGGCAGCUGCAGCAGGUGGGCACUGUGUUUCAGCUCUGGAUCUACGCGGCCAAGUCCUGCAAAGGGGUGCUGGUGAGCAAGGCCCAGUGCACGGCCAUGGGGCUGCGCAGCGGCUACCUGCGGGACAGGUUUUGGCUUGUGAUCAAUGAGAAGGGGAACAUGGUUACUGCUCACCAGGAACCUCGCGAGGUCCUGAUUUCCCUGACCUGUGAGUGUGACGCCCUGACCCUCGGUGCAGCCUACAUGAAAGACCUGUUGCUUCCCAUCGAGACUCCCACCACAAAUGCAGUGUUCAAGCGCAGGGAAUGUUUCAUGGAGCGAUGUGGGGAUAUGGCCACUGGUUACACUUCUGUCGUGUGUUCGCUAGGAGGCGCUGUUCUGUUGGACUUUGAUGGGAAUGAUGCCCUCUGGAGCUGGGCAACACAGCGGUCCUGUGCCGGGUGGAUUCUCACCUCAGUCAAGACAAAAACCACAUGCUGUUUGAGCUCUUGCUUCUGUUUGGCUGGACUCAUCAUGGUCUUCCUCUUCUACCGCAGUUGUCACCUGUGUGAUCCUUCUGAAUAAAAAUCAU
This is a messenger RNA of Hipposideros armiger (great roundleaf bat), 2012 nucleotides long. RefSeq names its product mitochondrial amidoxime-reducing component 1-like. Bases 1316 to 2005 code for a protein of 229 amino acids. Lineage: Eukaryota; Metazoa; Chordata; Mammalia; Chiroptera; Hipposideridae. The record is from RefSeq and is a predicted model, not a curated record. The transcript is spliced from 3 exons.